Messenger RNA from Morone saxatilis (striped sea-bass), 942 nucleotides. It is a transcript of the gene tmem160, whose product is annotated as transmembrane protein 160. Lineage: Eukaryota; Metazoa; Chordata; Actinopteri; Moronidae. The transcript has 5 exons. The record is from RefSeq and is a predicted model, not a curated record. Bases 148 to 816 code for a protein of 222 amino acids.
UUUACGGGAGAGUCUUCCGGGCUGUCGUUGACCAGGUGGGAGUUCACAGGGCAUGCGGAGGUCGUGUUGUGCUUUUGUUUUUGUUUUUUUUAAUUUUUUUUUGCUUUUGAGCUCGUAUUUUUGUAGCUAGCUGGGACUCGUGAUGUGAUGGCCUUCCUGAGUUUGUUCAUGAGAAGGCAGCUGACGCCGGCCGUGUCCCACUUCGUCCGGACAGUGAAGCUGGUCCGGCCUCCGUGCGCCCGAGCCCCGCUCAGGAGGCUGCACGGCUCCGCACGGCUGCGGCUCGGAGAGAAGGGACCGUGGGGGAAGAGCCGGGCGCCCGAGCAGCAGUACCAGCUCACAGACCUCGACAAGGCGGAUGCUUUGAUGCUGAGAAAGUCCCACGAAACAGGAUUCCUCUCGUGGUUCAGGAACGGUCUGCUGGCGACUGGGAUCGGAGUCAUCGCGUUUGUCCAGAGUGAAGUGGGACGAGAAGCAGGAUAUGCCUUCUUUAUCCUGGGAGCUGCGUGCGUGUCGUUUGGCGGCGCCUCGUACCUUGGCAGCCUUUUCGCCUUGCGGAGGAUGAUGCUGCUGUCUGUGCCGGCACUGCUGCUCCAGAGCACCAUGGUGGGCAGCGUCGCCCUCUUCUGGCUCGGCGCGGUAUCUCUCUACAUCGGCCGCCUGGAGGUGGAGAUCAUCCACGAGGAGGAGGAGGGAGAGGACGAGGAUGAGUGCCAGGAGUGCCGCGAGAGGCGCGAACACAGGGGUUACCGUGGCUCCCAUGACAGCAGACAUCAGGACAGUGAGGACAAUGACGGCAAGGGGUCCAACAAGUAGACACCUUGCAUGGAGAGUGGAAAAAGGGUGUGUGUGCGUGCGUGUUGCUUUGAUUCAGGGUUCCUCCUUAUUUGUUUGUGUGUGUGUGUGUGUGUGUGUGUGUGUGUGUGUGUGUGUGUGUGUAGA